Messenger RNA from Dermatophagoides pteronyssinus (European house dust mite), 331 nucleotides. RefSeq lists its product as uncharacterized. Gene Ontology annotation, biological process: proteolysis. The record is from RefSeq and is a predicted model, not a curated record. Gene Ontology annotation, molecular function: serine-type endopeptidase activity. NCBI's taxonomy places the organism in Eukaryota, Metazoa, Arthropoda, Arachnida, Sarcoptiformes, Pyroglyphidae.
CCAACAAUGCGUAUACGUGAACGACAAAAUCCUGGUUGUGUUGGUGGUACUAAAUGUCAAUUUUUUGUAUUCUGUUGGAUGUCUGGUGGUUCAUUAGGUGCAUCAUGUGGCCCAUUACAUACUUGUUGUGUAACACCAAGCAGCCAAGAUAUACAACCAAAAUAUUGGGGACCUGUUAUUAAUGAUCCACAAUGCGGAAAAUCAGCAACAAGAAUUAGUCGUAUUGUUGGUGGAUCGGAUGCAUCGUUUGGACAAUUUCCUUGGCAGGUUUGUUAACAUUUUGAAAGAUUUUCUUUGUUGUUGCCGAAAAGUUUCUCCCAAGUGUGUAGGC